Messenger RNA from Melanotaenia boesemani (Boeseman's rainbowfish), 4339 nucleotides. It is a transcript of the gene trim25, whose product is annotated as tripartite motif containing 25. Lineage: Eukaryota; Metazoa; Chordata; Actinopteri; Atheriniformes; Melanotaeniidae. Gene Ontology annotation, molecular function: zinc ion binding; protein binding. The transcript is spliced from 10 exons. The record is from RefSeq and is a predicted model, not a curated record. Bases 144 to 2138 code for a protein of 664 amino acids.
AACCUCCAGGGGGCGGGACCAGGGACGUGAGCAGACGUAACCCUACCUCACCGAGAAAACUUACCUCACAACUUACCAAGCUGUCCGAGCCGCGAUCUCUUGCAUUUUCUUCUCUGAACACUGAAUAUACGCUUCGCCUCGUCAUGGCCAGCUGCGGCGAGUCCCAGUUUUCUCUUCUCAACCUGGAGGAUGAGCUGACCUGCAGCAUCUGUCUGAGUCCCUUUGACUAUCCGGUGACCAUCCCCUGCGGACACAACUUCUGCCAGGACUGUCUGCUCUCCACCUGGAAGGACGACUUCUACAGCUGCCCUCAGUGUCGGACCUUCUUCGCCACCAAACCGGAGCUGAAGAAAAACACGGUCCUCUGCACCGUCGUGGAAACCUUCAACUUGAGGUCCAGCAAGAGCACAGCCAGUCUGCAGGAAGAAGUGAAAAAACCCGAGGAGGAGAAGAAGGAGGAUGUCAUCCGCUGUGAUACAUGUAUGGAAGCUGAGGCGGAAAAGACCUGCCUCACCUGCAUGGCGUCUUUCUGUGAGGAGCACCUGCGCCCUCACCGGGAAAAUCCGAUCUUUCGCCUCCACCAUCUGAGUGAACCUGUGGGGGAUCUGAUGGAGCGCAUCUGUCCAGACCACCACAAGCUGAUGGAGCUCUUCUGCAGCCAGCAUGAGCGUCUAAUCUGCAGCCUCUGCCUCCAGCAGGUCCACAAAGGCUGCUCCUUCUCUUCUCCUGAGGAGCAGAGGAACCUGAAAGAGUCUGAUCUUCGAGCCAAGUUGGGAUUGCUAGAUGGAAAGAUAUCAAAGAAUGGGACAAUAAUAUCUGAAAUGAAAGAAGUUCAGACCAAGCUCAAGGACUCUGCCGCCAGCAGGAAGAAAGCCGUGGCCUUGGAGUUUCUGCAGAUGAGGGACAUGUUGAGGAAAGAGGAGCAGGAUGCUCUGAAUGCACUGGACCGAGAAGUUGAGGGUGGCCAGACCAAACUCAGAGGUCUCAUGACAAAGUUCUCUGAGAACAUUGAAAACAUGAACAAAGCUAAAGAAGACAUCCACAAUCUGCUGAGUCAGUCCCAAACCCUGGCCUUCCUACAGACUUCAUUCAACCUUCCCCAAGCUGUAAAUUUUGAGCCUCACACCCCCCGGAUCAACCUGGACUCCAAGAAGGUGUUGUCAUUUGAGGACUUUGCGGUUUCCCUGAAGAAGCAUCUAACAGAGAUCUUAAAGCAGCCUGUGGAGGCCAGAGCUCAGAUGCUAAGAGCAAGUGAAAGACCAGCUUCUGUCUUGGGGUGGACACCCCUGAGCUUUGGAGCAUCUCAGCAAUCUGUGCCCUUAACAGUCCCCAGACCCCAAAGCCCAGAUCAGCCAGCCAAAGCAGCUCAAAAGAAGAAAACACAAAAAAAUGCCAAAAAGCCUUCCCAGUCCACUGGUGGCAAUAUGGGAAAUAAGAAUCAAGCCAAAUCUAUGGAAAACCUACUCCAGUUUAGUGGGAAAGACAAACCCAAAGGAUGUCCUGCAGCUGGACCCAAAGAGCCGCCAGCUUUGUUUUCCGUUGAAGCUGCUGCUGCUGCGGUUCCCACAGAGAUCUCUAAUUCUGAGAAAAGGAUUGAUCUUCUGAAAUAUGGCACUGUGCUCACGUUUGAUCCCAGAACAGCCCAUAAACGCAUCGUGCUGAGCGAGGGAUUCACCAAGGCCUCCGUGUCAGACGAACACAUCAACUACCCCGACUGCCCCGAACGCUUCGCCGUUUGCUCCCAGGUGCUCACCUCCAAGGGCUUCUCCACGGGGCGCCACUACUGGGAGGUUCGACUGAGCAGCAACAACUUCAUCGGCGUAGGUUUGGCUUACAGCAGCAUCGACCGCAAAGGCCCCACCAGUCGACUGGGCCGCAGCCCUCUGUCCUGGUGCGUGGAGUGGUUCAACGUGAAGCUGUCGGCGUGGUACAACAGCACUGAGACGGUGCUGGUCAACCCUAACCCGAAGCGCGUGGGUGUGCUGUUGGAUUGUGAGGAGGGCAAAGCUACGUUCUACAAUGUGGCAGACAGGGCGUAUCCCUUCUACUCCUUUAUGUUCCCCUUUGGUGAUGCCAUCUAUCCAGCUUUCUGGAUUUUCUCCUGUGGCUCUUCCAUUACUCUGUGCAAGCUGCAGUAGGCAUGCGAGUGUAAAUAAACACACACACACGCAGCAUGCACAGUCAAUAUCAUUAAUGCAAGAGAAAAUUAGUUUGUAAAGUUGUGUUUGUAACAAUUAAAUCAUACAUUGAUUAAAGAACGUUACUAUAACCAGCAGGUGCCCCCCCCUCCCCGCCCCCAACAUAGUUUCAUCAUCCCGGAUAACUGGUUUAGCAGGUUUUGUCUGCGUGUUCACUUAAACUCCAUCAGCAUAUUUUACCGAUGUGUUGGUUUAAGGAAAGCAGUUAUUGCACCCCUAUUUAUACUUUUUCAACAUACUGAUAAGAACUCAUUUCUUUUCAUUUGCUCAAAGGUACACUUGGCGCUCGCACGCCUUCAUUAGCUGGCGUCUACACGCCAUGAAUGGCAUGAAUGGCUGAGGAAUAUUCUGCCCAGUUUGCCUUUGAACAGUUCAUUGUUGGGUGCAUUUUUUUUUCUUUUUUUGUGUAUAAUGUUGGGUGUGGUGAGAGGAAAGAUGAAUAACAGAGUGAUGGUCACCUGUUCAUUUUUCUUCCGUUUGAUCUGCCAAGAAAUUUAAGAUGCUUGUUCUCUCCGGUCUGAGAAUCUUAACAGACGGACGGGUUAAAGCAUCACAGGAUGAUGGAGGUGAUGGCAUAUCGUUUGGAUUGUCAUUAGUCCUUCUUGGUAUUUGUGUUGGAUGAGCAGCUGAAAUUUGGAGAUUUUUCUCUUUAUCACUGUAAAGGCUACGUGACUUAUUCUCAGUCCUGCAGACUGAACUAUAGCUGGUACUGUUCCAGUUUAGAAGGGUUUAAAAACAAAUUAGUUUUUAAAGCUUCAUCUCAUCUGCAGAAUGAAGAGAACCACUAAUCUUGAGUCCAGUUAGGAUAAAAGAUUAAAAGUUCUCCAGAAGAAUUCCAGUGAAAUAAGUCAUCUGGAAAUGUUCGCUCCCAUCCCAUAUUUUUCUGCAGUGACAGCAGUAUGACUGGACCUGAGUACUCCCCCACCAUGUUGUCGUAUGAGUCUGACAUCUCUGUUACAUCAGUGGAUGUCAUUCUUCAGUUUCAACAUAGUCUGCAGAUUCAGUGACUUUUUACACUCCUCUACUGGUUCUGCUUUGAAAGGUGAAAUAGCAACUUUUCGAACCAAUAGUUGAAAGUUCUGCAGCACAGCGGCCGUGUUUUCCUCCAGCUUUGCAGGUGCACGUCUCUCAGCUUCUGAUUUCUGCAGCUGGCUGUAGAGGGCAUCGAGCAGCAGCUCCUGCAUGAGCUGUUUGCACAUGUGCAGCGUUGUUGAGGUCAACAGGCAAACAUCCAGAAGACAGUGGUGUUUCAGGGCCGUCCGAAAUAGCAGAACACUCUCAGUCAUCCUGUCACAAUCUGUCAUGAAAGCCUUUUUUCUUUCAUUGAUCUAGUUUUCUUUCAUUGAUCUAGUUUUAAUGAAGACAUGAGAAAGCAGAUAUGGGCAUAAUGUGCAGCAGCAGUCCAGGAACACAUUUAAACCUGGGGUGUGUUUUUUUUUUUUUAAAUGCCCACAGAAAUUAAAUACUUUUCUGUGGUGGGCACGUAUUUAUACCAACCAGCCAUCAGAUGCUGUUUGCUUUCUGUAAGGUGGAGGGAAGGUGGUGAGAUGAUUUUCAGAAAGAUACAUUUUGUUUACAGAAUCUAAUGUUUUACCAGCCUGUGAGAUGCGUUGCUGAAGCAGAGUUACUGACUUCGUGUACUGAUGAAGCGCCGCUGCAGGCGUGCAGACUGAUGAAAGGUGUCAAAAUGGCAGGCUAUGUGAAUAUAGACAGAUCUUUUUCAUUGUGUAUAAACACUGAAAGUAGGCAUUUAGAUGGAGAACAAAAUGACCACUUUGUUCUUUGUCACUACAGCUGAUCUGAACCUGUAUACUGAGCUCUGCCGUUGUCACUGAAUUCCAUUGUUUAUCACAGUGGAGACAUCCUGCACCACAGUGAAACGUUAACUCUUACCACCUGGUUUAAAUUACUUUAGUGAUGUCUGUUUUAUAUUUAGUGGGACUAAAGAAAUUACAGCCUUGGUUUCCUCAACUUUACAGAUUUUUUUUUUUAAAUAAAUACUUGGGCACCAAGAAUCUACCCUUUUCUGCUCUUACUGUCGAUCUAAAAACAAACUUUUCAAUAGAUUUGUUUGCAUUCUGUAUUGUACUAUUUUUAUUUAACUGUAUUGCAGAUUAAUCAAUAAAGGCUUUUCUUUCUCA